UGCGAGGCGUUCGCGGUUAGCACGCGCAAACCGCAGGGUGACAUAAGCUACGCGCGCGAAUCGAUUGCGCUGAGAGCAACUCAUCGGUUUCGCGCUGAUCUGUAGUAGUUGCACACGGUUGUUGGGAGCGUUCGGAAGCUGUUUAUUCCGGCAACGGAGUACGAAUUCGUUGUCUUAAAACAAACCCAAAUUUUCCUGGAAAGUUCUGCGGUAGUGUUGUUCCGGUUGCGCGUCUCCGGGAGUGCUCUUGUUAUUUGCUGCGGUUUGCAAAACGAUUUGAGUACAGGUUUUGUUUCGCGGUCACAAUGGCGCAACCGUUGGUCAGUUCUUGCUGUCGGUGCUACACGCUCCGCAGCGGCUCUAUUGCAACUGGCAUCCUAGGCAUCCUGCUGUCGAUCAUUUCAAUCAUCAUGAUCUUCACUCUGCGGAUCGACUUCAAGACCAUCCUAAUGGACUGGUUACCGCAAAACGUGGUAAAAAUAAUCUACGCCCUUAAUCUCGUCAUGACCAUCCUGAUUUCGCUGCUGAUGAUCAUGGGUGUGAUGAAGAAAAAUCACUUUUUCAUGAUGCCGUGGGUCGUGCUGGGUCUGAUGCUGGCGAUCGGAGUGCUGAUUAGUGUGAUCUACAAUGCGGUGGUGCACUUCAUCGAGGGUUACGUGUUGACCGGGUCGCUAUGGAUAGUCGUGGGGUUGCUUGCCGUCGUGUUUUAUGUUUACUUGUGGAUCGUGGUGUACAGCUACUUUGUGUCGCUGAAGAAUGAAAACGAUCGGGGAAGGUACUCGAAACAACCGUACCGACGGUAAGGGGACCUGAUCACGCCAGUGCUACAUCACAAAUGCUCCCUACUUUCGUGCCUGCCAUGUUAUUUACAGCUGUACUUUUAUCGUAACAAUAAUAAUAGUAAAAAAUGAUAUAAUUUUCGUAACACCAUCUUAGGUUUGUAGAAUGUUAGUAACCACUCCGAACAGAUGUUCGGGUGUAAUUCUACAGCAAAACGCAGGUAGUAUCAAACAAUGCCAGAGAGCAAGCGUACCAAUGAACGCGCGGGAAACAAAUAUGGUCAAGCAAACGAAUAUUGGUGACUCUUGUAGCGCAGAGCUUGGGCGACACAGGCAGAACUAACUUAUUUACUUACACAUACCAUUUGAUUCUCGUUUGACUGAAGGCUCUAAAUGUACUCAUCAUUA
Anopheles nili is the source of this 1187-nucleotide messenger RNA. RefSeq lists its product as uncharacterized. NCBI's taxonomy places the organism in Eukaryota, Metazoa, Arthropoda, Insecta, Diptera, Culicidae. The record is from RefSeq and is a predicted model, not a curated record. The transcript has 4 exons. Bases 306 to 803 code for a protein of 165 amino acids.